Molecule: messenger RNA, 411 nt
Organism: Rhopilema esculentum
Lineage: Eukaryota; Metazoa; Cnidaria; Scyphozoa; Rhizostomeae; Rhizostomatidae
Product: histone H3
Cellular component (GO): nucleosome
Molecular function (GO): structural constituent of chromatin; protein heterodimerization activity; DNA binding
Source: RefSeq, a predicted model, not a curated record
AUGGCUCGUACAAAGCAGACUGCAAGAAAAUCGACUGGAGGAAAAGCUCCUCGCAAACAAUUGGCAACCAAGGCUGCACGAAAGAGUGCCCCAGCAACUGGAGGAGUAAAGAAACCUCACAGAUAUAGGCCCGGCACAGUUGCACUGAGAGAGAUUCGUAGAUACCAGAAGUCGACCGAGUUGUUGAUCAGGAAACUGCCCUUCCAAAGGCUCGUCCGAGAAAUAGCCCAAGACUUCAAGACAGACCUGCGCUUUCAGAGCUCGGCAGUGAUGGCCCUUCAAGAGGCAUCAGAAGCUUAUCUAGUUGGACUGUUUGAAGACACCAACUUGUGCGCCAUUCAUGCCAAACGUGUUACCAUUAUGCCAAAGGACAUACAACUAGCCAGAAGGAUUCGAGGCGAGAGAGCUUAA